AUGUCAACACCCGCCACACCAUUUCCGCUUGAACGUGCUUUAUUUGCUACCACCGCACGUCUCAUUUCAUGUCUCGUUACAGAAUCUCUUACUAGGGCGUAUUACCUUCCACUCCACCUUGCCAAUGCACCUAUUGGUGUGGCCGUUAUUCUCGCAGGAAAUGUGCAUCCAGACAAGACCGCUUUCGAUGCGGGGGAUGUUAUCGCUGUUGUUGCCUUACGCCACCCCCCCGUCUUUCGAGGCGAGGUGAAGUCAAGUCGAGGUCGGGCAAUCGGGCUGUUGGAUCCACAGGACUUACAUCACCUGGUGUUCCUUACCAGCAAGACAGUGAUUGAGGGGAUAUCUGAGCAUGAAGAGUUGUGCUCUUCCAUUGCUGAAUCUCUCGCGAGCGCAGGUUGGACGAUCACCGAACCCUUUCAAUUGCACCUGUGCACGGAUCCUAUAUCUCUCUGGAAUACUUUCGCUACUGGCAUAAAUUUAGAUCAAGGAUUAUUGGUGGAUAUUGCAAGUGAAUUAUCCAGCGCAGUAAAAUGGCAAACCCAUUCUUACCAGCAUCCUCCAAUUGCUCCAUUAUUCACAUCCGCCAGCAUCGAUUGGGAACAGUCAAUCGUAGAAGGACACCCGACCCACCCUAUGCACAAAACUCGGCGGUUUUUACCACCUCUCCCUGAUUUCCUUCCGGGAUCUUACGAUCUGUAUCACCCAAAGCUUAGACUGAUAUCCGUACCAAGAGAAAACUUAAAAGUCACCUACAACUUCGAAGCUUUGUCCCAGCCAAUCCUUGACGCCGUGACGAAGAGUUCAGGUCAACAUUUUAGUGCCCCGGAUGGCCAUGUGGUUGUGCCCGUUCAUGAACUACAAUUGCUUCACAUCGAAGCCAAAUUUCCCGACGCCAUCAUUUACCCAGCGCAAUUCAGUCUCCCACUGCUUGCACAACAAAGUUUAAGAUCAGUUCUUGUUCCAGAUGCAUACCGCGAUCUCCACCUCAAACUUGGAGUCGGUAUCAAGCUCACCUCCGCAGUGCGAACUAUAUCCCCGGAGUCAGCAUAUCUCGGACCUCGAUUCUCCGCCAAGGUUGUGCCCGUUCUGGCAUUGGAUCCCAACGUCGUCACCGUCGCCAAGGAACUGGCCAGUGUGGUGCAUGGCCACGCAGAUGGGGAAAUCGCAAAGCAUUGUUCUGCAAUUAUUCGAGAGUCUCCUGAGAGUACGAGCGAGGAACGGCAAGAACGUUUGAUUGUUUGUACCGCUCUUGUGGAGAGUGGGCACGCAGGCAUCGAUGGACAUCUUCCUUCAGUUAUUCGCGUGUUUGGUCUCGACAAUGACGACAAACGUGCAUUUUGGUUUGAAAAGUUUGUGCAGGUUUUCUUCCAGGCUUUUCUCCCGCCAAUGCUUCAGAAUGGAGUGGCGUUUGAAUGUCAUCCACAGAAUUGUGUAGCCCGUUUCGACAUUCACACAAAAGAGUUGAAAGGGUUUAUCAUCCGAGACUUUGGUGGACUUCGCGUCCACCGAGAGACUCUGCUGGCUACCACUGGCGUGGAGCUUGACUUCCUUGAUGGACACUCCAUUAUAGCUGCUGAUCUGGAUGACGUGUACACCCGAAUGUAUCACACAGUUUUCCACAACCAUCUCCAGCAACUCAUACGGGUCCUCGGAUUGCACUACAAUGGACGUGGCUGGAAAAUUGUACGGGAUCAACUAGGGAGAAGCAUACCUCAGGACCAUCCCCUUCACAAGGCCUGGCUUUGUCCGGAUAGGACAUCCCUUCCAGGGAAAUGUUUUCUGCGCAUGCGAAUGGCAGGGAUGUACAGAUUUCACCUGCAUGCCCCAUUUCCCAAUCUGAUACAUUAUCAAGGUGCCGAAGAAUGA
Laccaria bicolor S238N-H82 is the source of this 1866-nucleotide messenger RNA. RefSeq lists its product as uncharacterized. The coding region runs from base 1 to 1866 and encodes 621 amino acids. Gene Ontology annotation, biological process: siderophore biosynthetic process. The record is from RefSeq and is a predicted model, not a curated record. The transcript has 7 exons. Lineage: Eukaryota; Fungi; Basidiomycota; Agaricomycetes; Agaricales; Hydnangiaceae.